AUGGUGUUAAUUCAAGGAGUCAAGGAUCUCAUUAAGGAGAAAAUCCGAUUGAGUCGAAUCAUCAAUACGGCCAAAAAAAACAACUUGAACGGACGACCUGGACAAAUAGAACUCGGCGCAUCAAGGCAGCAAUUGGAUAAGAGUGAAUACAAAGAUAUAGAUACUGCGUUGGUUGCGGAAACUGUUACUUACCCACUGGAUAUCACAAAGACGAGGCUCCAAAUUGUGCGCCAUGGCCCGCAUGGACACACGAGUAAAGCGACCGGAAUGCUCAGAGUCACAUACGAUAUUGUCAAAAACGAGGGAGCGAUGAGCUUGUGGCGAGGAGUGGCGCCGGCGAUCUACAGGCAUUAUGUGUACACGGGUAUUCGAAUGGGUGCUUACGAGUUCAUGCGCGCCGAGUGGUACAAUGAGGAAAAGGAGGCCCAGUUCCCUGUUUGGAAAUCGGCCAUAUGCGGCCUCGUUUCUGGCGCCGUCGCUCAAUUCUUUGCGAGUCCCACCGAUUUGGUGAAGGUUCAAAUGCAGAUGGAAGGACUACGGAAAUUAGCGAAUUUACCGCCACGAUACACAAACACUUGGGACGCAUUCCGAUCAGUCUACCGAUCUCAUGGAUUCUUCGGUUUAUGGAUGGGAUGGGUGCCGAAUUGUCAACGAGCCGCUCUACUCAAUAUGGCUGACUUGGCCACGUACGAUCGAGCAAAGCACUGGCUUAUCCAGAAUGCUGGAAUGAAGGACAAUCUAUUGACGCAUGGGAUAUCGAGUGCCUGUUCUGGUCUAAUGGCUGCAAUUGUAAGCACACCGGCAGACGUGGUGAAAACGAGAAUGAUGGAUCAAAUACGACAUCUGCAUGAUCACGACAGUUCCUCUGGAAAGCCAUCAAAAAUCCACCGUGGAAGCAUCGAUUGCUUGAUGCACAUUGUGCGCAAAGAGGGCUUCUGGGCGCUUUAUCGAGGAUUUGUUCCGACUUACGUGAGAAUGGCUCCCUGGUCGCUCACGUUUUGGAUCUCGUACGAGAAGAUCCGAUGGUUGACGGGAGCGCCGAGCUUU
Mesorhabditis belari is the source of this 1047-nucleotide messenger RNA. The record is from the annotation of a GenBank genome assembly. NCBI's taxonomy places the organism in Eukaryota, Metazoa, Nematoda, Chromadorea, Rhabditida, Rhabditidae.